Molecule: messenger RNA, 2880 nt
Organism: Trichoderma virens Gv29-8
Lineage: Eukaryota; Fungi; Ascomycota; Sordariomycetes; Hypocreales; Hypocreaceae
Exons: 1
Coding region: 1-2880 (959 amino acids)
Biological process (GO): monoatomic cation transport
Cellular component (GO): membrane
Molecular function (GO): metal ion binding; ATP binding; ATP hydrolysis activity
Source: RefSeq, a predicted model, not a curated record
AUGGAGAAACUUGAGGCUCUUGGAUGCAUAUGUCGUGCCCUUAUCGCCCUGGGGCAAGAUACUUGUUGUAAUAUUAAACGCCGCUCGACCUCAGGGAGCGUGCGAAGCCGUCCAAGACAGACACCAUCACUCCGUUCGCGCAGCUCUAUUGACUCGUGCUGUGCCGGAGAGGGGGCUGGUACGAGCUGUUGCUCUACAAAGAAGCCAGCCAACUUGAGCGAGAAACGCAAGGAUAUCCGGAACGCUCUAUCUAAGCCAAAGGCCCCGAGCGUCGCAGAAUCUUGUGCCGACUCUUGCUGCGCUGAGACGCGACCAGGUCCGUCCGUCAAAACAUCGACGGAAAUCGUUACCAACAUCGUUACCAACACAGCUCAUGAUGCUGAUGUUGAAAAGAGCCUAUCUCCCAACCACGAGAAGGAACAUGUGGUCCUGAGUAUUUCGGGUAUGACCUGUACCGGAUGCGAGACAAAGCUGGUCCGAAGUCUUGGUACUCUUCCAUCGGUCAAAAAUUUAAAGACCAGCUUAGUGCUUGCUCGCGCUGAGUUUGACCUAGUUGGCUCUAUCUCUGUGGCCGAGGUGACGAAGCAUCUUGAAAGAACCACUGAGUUCAAGUGCGAAAGAAUCACCAAUCAAGGCUCUAACCUUGAUAUCAUCGUUUGCGAUGGUGAUGCAGCUGCCUUUGUCAAUCAGCCCUGGCCUGACGGAGUUACUGAUGUAAAAGUCGUUGAUAACAAAACUGUCAAUGUUAGUUUUAACGCCGAGAUUAUUGGUGCAAGACAUUUGAUUGAGCGCGGCUGGGGUGACGUUCCAAUCCAGCUGGCGGCAUCUCGCCUCGAUCCAACUCUCGAGGCCGGCAGUAAGCAUGUUCGUCAUAUUGGCUACAUGACACUAUUCUCUGCCUGUCUCACCGUUCCGGUUCUGGUUAUGGCUUGGGCUCCUCUCCCCAAGCACGACCUGGAAUACAAUUCGGCAUCAUUGGCUUUAGCAACGCUCGUCCAAUUCAUAGUCGCUGGUCCAUUCUAUCCAAAGGCACUCAAAGCCCUCGUCUUUUCGAGGGUCAUUGAAAUGGACCUUCUCAUCGUUCUAAGUACUAGCGCAGCUUACAUCUUUUCUGUUGUCUCGUUUGGUUACUUGGCUUCUGGUCAGCCCCUAUCGACUGGUCAGUUUUUCGAGACCAGCACUCUCCUAGUGACACUCAUCAUGGUGGGCCGAUGGGUGGCUGCCAUGGCUCGCCAAAAAGCUGUGGAAUCCAUCUCAAUUCGAUCUCUUCAGAAUACCACAGCCCUCAUUGUGACUGACGAAGGAGAAAAGGAGGUUGAUGCCCGCCUCCUUCAGUAUGGAGACGUGUUCAAAGUUGUUCCUGAUUCUAGGAUUCCAACAGAUGGCACGGUGAUAUCUGGCAAUUCCGACGUAGACGAAUCUAUGAUGACUGGAGAGUCGAUGCCGGUCGCGAAGCAUACUGCAUCCCCAGUAAUCGCCGGAUCUCUCAAUGGCUCGGGUACGCUCUACAUUCGGUUGACGCGACUUCCUGGCGAUAAUACUAUCAGUACUAUCGCUGGUAUGGUGGAUGAAGCAAAGUUAUCAAAGCCACGGAUUCAAGCAAUAGCCGAUCGUGUUGCAAGCUAUUUCGUACCCACUGUAGUCGUUAUGACGAUUGCUGUCUUCUGUAUCUGGGUCGCCAUUGGGAUCAAGAUACGCAGCCUCUCUGGAAGCGAGGCUACGAUCCAGGCAAUCACCUAUGCGAUCACAGUUCUGAUAGUGUCCUGCCCUUGUGCCAUUGGCCUAGCAGUGCCAAUGGUUGUCGUCAUUGCUAGCGGCGUAGCCGCCGAACGGGGCGUUGUGUUCAAAUCCGCAGAAGGCCUCGAAGUUGCUUAUAAGACGUCACACGUUGUCUUUGACAAGACUGGUACCAUUACAGAAGGCAAGUUGACAGUGGCCCAGGAAUGGUAUGCCGAUGGCGGCCAGAGUACUACAAAGUCUCUCCUCCUUGGCCUUGUUGAUAGCAUCAAGCAUCCGGUGUCUGCUGCAAUGACAUUGCAUCUAAAAAAUCAGGGCACACUACCUGUGUCGGUAUUAAAUGCAAAAGCUUUGACGGGGAAAGGCGUUGAAGGCAUUGCAGAGGGAUCUGGAUUGACUCUCCAGGGAGGUAACUCUCGCUGGCUUCAUCUCGAGUCCAGUCCAGUUCUACAGUCAAUGCUCUUGCAUGGGUACACAGUUUUUGGCUUCACGAUCGACGGUUCAGUUGCUGCAGUUUUUGGCCUCCAAGAUUCGAUUCGACCCGAUGCUACUUCUACGGUUCAAACUCUGCUCGAUCGUGGUAUAACAGUCCACAUCAUUUCAGGAGAUGACGAUGGUGCUGUGAAAUCUGUUGCCGCCCGGUUAAACAUUGACGAGGCCAAUGUUCGUUCCCGCUGCACCCCUGCUGACAAACAAGCAUAUAUCCAGAACCUUCUCCAACGUCCCAUCUCCUCUGAUCAAACCAACAAGGUCGACAAAUCCAAGAAGCCUGUCGUCAUCUUCUGUGGCGAUGGAACCAACGAUGCAGUUGCCCUCGCCCAGGCUACCAUUGGUGUUCAUAUGAACGAAGAGGGCACCGAUGUUGCCAAAUCGGCAGCCGAUGUUGUCCUUAUGCGUCCUAACCUUGCCGGCAUCCUCACUGUCAUUGCAGUCAGCCGAAAGGCGAUGCGAAGAAUCGUCUUCAACUUUGGCUGGAGCUUUGUGUAUAACCUGUUUGCCAUCCUGCUCGCCGCGGGGGCGUUUGUCAACGCAAGGAUCCCCCCUGAAUACGCCGGCUUGGGCGAGCUUGUCAGUGUCUUGCCUGUUAUUGCUGCAGCCACGCUACUGAGAUGGUCCAGUAUCCAGUCAAGUAGCUACUCGUGA